Messenger RNA from Adineta ricciae, 417 nucleotides. NCBI's taxonomy places the organism in Eukaryota, Metazoa, Rotifera, Eurotatoria, Adinetida, Adinetidae. The record is from the annotation of a GenBank genome assembly.
AUGAGAAAUCAUUCAUUCAAUCAAAUCAUUCUACUUUCUAAAAAGCCCACGCACGCACACAUCACAAACAAUAAUCAAUCUUCUUCUGUAGUAUCGACGUUAAAUCUAGACUUAUUUGAAAAUGAAUUGUUUUGUUUUCCCAAUCCACCUCAGAAGCCGCCAUCAAAUGCAUCACCAGAUGAACAAGCACUUUUCUGGAAAUUAUUACAUAAUUAUUAUGCGAUCAUCGCUCGACCUCGAUUCGGCAAACGCUCAGAGUCGUUCGUUAAACAUCCAUCGUAUUUAGAAACUGGUCAUUUUGAUUCCGCACCAUCUGCUUCAUCGGAAUAUGACAUGGAUCGUUUCAAUCAUCCGAUCAAUGUUGACAGUGUUUAUACAUUCGAAAAUUCAGAUAAAAAACGACGUCGACGACGAUAA